Messenger RNA from Pundamilia nyererei, 2060 nucleotides. It is a transcript of the gene hjv, whose product is annotated as hemojuvelin BMP co-receptor. Lineage: Eukaryota; Metazoa; Chordata; Actinopteri; Cichliformes; Cichlidae. The transcript is spliced from 2 exons. Gene Ontology annotation, molecular function: coreceptor activity. The record is from RefSeq and is a predicted model, not a curated record. Gene Ontology annotation, biological process: BMP signaling pathway. Gene Ontology annotation, cellular component: plasma membrane. Bases 471 to 1670 code for a protein of 399 amino acids.
AUUUCAAAGUAAGCUAGUCCUACAUUUGAAAUAUAUUUUUAUAUUUAUUCUUCACAUCAUUUCAGUCCAGAAAAUGCUGAGACUGCAGUAUUAUUGUAUUACAGGCUCCUGGAGACUAAACUAGGAAGCCAGUUCAGUACACCCAGGAUAGCUUUUCCUUAUUUGGCUUCACUUGCAUGAAGCUGGUUUUCAGCAACCUCCAGAACUGUGACGGUAAAAGUCUAAAAGUCAAUGUGGACGUGGCAAAACUUGCAGUUCCAGUGUCCACUUGUUCUCCAGGGUCAACUACGUAUAAGAAGAAGCUACUUUGAGCUUCUCCUUUAUUCACAAAGGAUUGCCACAGCAGUUCUGAUGUUCUCCCUGAUGCAAUUCCAGAGGGAUUUGUAUCUCCUUCCAGAAUUUGCUGAUCAGGCAAAUGUGAAAACUGCUGCAUGGUGGGAGCCCUAGUUUGAGUGUCCGUAAGCCUGUUUAUGCUAAACACUUUCUCCUUCUUAUCAGUUACGGCUUCCUGUCAUAUCCUGAGGUGUAACUCGGAUUUUGUGGCUGCAACGCUGGACCUGGGCAGCAGCAGUAGUGGCAGCGGCGGUGGGGCAGCAGGAGGAGGAGCAGCAGCUGUCAGCAGGCAGGCGGCGAACGCCGGUUACUGCAGUGCCCUGCGCUCGUACGCCAUGUGCACCAAGAGGCUGUCGCGAGCGUGUCGUGGUGACCUCGCUUACCACUCUGCGGUCCAAGGAAUCGAAGAUCUGCUCAUCCAGCAUCGCUGCCCCCGGGUCGGGCCCACGGCACAGCCCCGGGUCCCCCCUGCUGAAACGCUGUCGGGGGACACCUGCCUGUAUGAGAGGAGCUUCUUCAGCAGGGAGGGGCAGACACCCGAAUACCUGCACUGCAGCGUGUUCGGAGACCCGCACAUCAGAACUUUCAACAAUGACUUCCACACAUGUGCCGUUCCGGGGGCGUGGCCUCUCAUUGACAAUGAGUAUCUGUACGUACAAGCCACCAGCUCACCAGCCAGGGGAGGCAUGUACGCCACAGUUCUCACCAAGAUCACCAUCAUCUUCAAGAACUGGCGUCAGUGUAUCGACCAGCAGCUGUACCAGGCCGAACUGGACAACGUCCCCGCCGCCUUCGCUGACGGCUCGAUGUGGAGCGGCGAGUGGCGAGGUCAUCGCAGCCUCACGGUUCGGUCUCUGAAUCCCGGCCGGCACGCCGAGAUCCGAGCGGUGCACGUUGGCACAGUGUUGGUGGUGCGUCAGAGCGGCCGCUCGCUCGGCCUCUCAGUCCUCUCGCCACGUGGCGUCGUUGAGGCGUUCAGGCCUGAGCAGGACCUCCAGCUGUGCGUGUGGGGCUGCCCCCCCUCCCAGAGACUCAACACGCUUCACCCACCACCAUCAGACCCUUUGAUGUCCACCGCCAUCAGCGCUGAGGACCACUGCGCGGCUCUGCUUCCAGCUCGAGACGUCUACUAUCAGGCCUGCGUAUUCGACCUGAUCGCCAGCGGAGACCUGAACUCCAGCAUGGCCGCUGUCAGUGCACUGCAGGAUGCCCAAACCAUGAUCCCAGACAGGGAGGGGGUUCACCUGCUGCUGGUUGGAUCUGCAGGGCACACACGACCUCACCUCACGCUGCUGCUGCUGCUGCUUAGCAUUUUGGGAACUCUUAGCAGGCCCUGAGAAACAGGAAGUGACCUCAGACUGUGAAGCUGAAGGAAAUGUUUGGAAAAUUUCCCAAACACAGCACCUGGAAGAGGACCUAAACGUGACGUCCCAGACGCUGACAUCACUGCUGACACCUGAAGCUGGUUUCAUGGUCCCACAGAGGAAGCUCCCGUGCAGGCGUGGCCCGUCUGCCUGUCUUUGUGCUGUUGUUGGUCCGUUAGCUAGCCACGGAGAAAAGUCAAGCUCUAAAACACAAAGAGCUGAAUUGAAACUGAGACAAGUGUCACUGCAGCCUGUUUGUUUCGCUCUUUGAACUUUAUGCUACGGUUCUCCCGUUAAACUCUUUUUUCACUCCCUCUUGUAUCCAGACCAGUCGACAUUAGGCAGUUACUCACAUCAUGUAAU